This is a messenger RNA of Pochonia chlamydosporia 170, 1407 nucleotides long. Its product is annotated as Snf1 kinase complex beta-subunit Gal83. Gene Ontology annotation, biological process: signal transduction. Gene Ontology annotation, molecular function: protein kinase binding. Gene Ontology annotation, cellular component: cytoplasm; nucleus; nucleotide-activated protein kinase complex. The coding region runs from base 1 to 1407 and encodes 468 amino acids. The record is from RefSeq and is a predicted model, not a curated record. The transcript has 3 exons. NCBI's taxonomy places the organism in Eukaryota, Fungi, Ascomycota, Sordariomycetes, Hypocreales, Clavicipitaceae.
AUGGGCAAUAAUCAUUCUACAGCCGCCAAGUCAGGCUCGUCAGGUUCGCCCGGAGCCCCGCCAAAUGAUUCGGCGAGCUCGACAGGCACAACAUCAACACCCGCCGAGGGCCAUAGUCACCAUCACCAUCACCUGCUGCCUCACCGGAAGGAAGCGAGAAAUCAUACUUCUUCACACGCUGCCCAUAGCUCUGCCGCCCCGCCAGAGCCGUCCCUCGCCCAAGCAACUGGCUCGACUAUCGUCAAUCGGCCAAAGAGCCUGCCUGGCACAGCUGUGUCGUCUCUGAGUGGCUCUCCUCACAGCAACAUAUCAACUCCUUCAAAGCCAACCGAGGCUCGAGCAGUUCGCGACGAACCAACCAAGCCCGUCGAUGUUCCCACAGAGUCAAGCUCGCUACGAUCCCAUAAAGAAGCUCAGAUAUCAGCCGCUCGGGAGGCCGGUUUUGAUCCAUACCUCGUUUCCAAUAAUAGCCUUACGGACAUGUAUCUAAGAGGACCCCCACGAUUACCUCUGCCGAUUGAGGAGGAAGUACACACACCCGGGUCACCCAUCUUAGCCCCUGAGGAGGGGCUUCCAGAUGUCGAACUUGGCGAAUCGUCUGAUGGCCUUACGCGGAAGAGCUCUGCAGUCAGUGCUACAACAGUCGACGAUGACGAGUCUGAAGAGUUGCGGGUCGACAAGACGAGGCCCGUUGUGCCUACGAGGAUUGAGUGGAAACGCGGGGGAGACAAAAUCUAUGUGACUGGCACCAUCUUCCAAUGGAAUCGCAAGCAGCGCCUGCAUCCUGUUGAAGGAAAGCCAGGUCACUUUGCUACCACCGUCUACAUUCUUCCAGGCACACAUCAUUUACGUUUCCUGGCAGAUGGGAUAAUGCAAACUUCCCCAGACUUGCCAACCACUGUCGAUUUCGGAAACAAUUUAGUCAAUUACAUAGAAGUGAACCCUGACGAUGCUGUCGUUAAGCCAAAACACGGUUCUGGUGUAUCAAAGACAGAAACUGGCGCCGAUGGCGCUGCAGUCCAGGCUGAAUCAGAAUCCAAGGAACCCACGAAGCCGAAAGGAAAACCCGUCCUGCCAGCAGAAACAUACGCUAGCCAGAUUCCUCAGUAUUUGCUAGACUUCGACCAACCUGAAGAUUCCUCGGCAUACAGAAACGCAAUUGGCGCCAUUGAGAAGCUGCCGACGCCGCCUAGCUUACCCGGAUUCCUUGGAAAGCCCAUUCUCAACGCUGCUACGCUCAUGAAAGACGACAACUCUGUGCUCAACAUGCCUAACCAUACCGUCCUCAAUCAUCUGGCAACAAGCAGCAUUAAGAAUAAUGUUCUUGCUGUGUCAGCAACGACACGAUAUCACAACAAAUAUGUCACGACAAUAAUGUACAAGCCUACUUCAACAGAUGAAGGUUAA